Pelobates fuscus (common spadefoot toad) is the source of this 2008-nucleotide messenger RNA. It is a transcript of the gene STARD4, whose product is annotated as StAR related lipid transfer domain containing 4. Gene Ontology annotation, cellular component: endoplasmic reticulum; cytosol. Gene Ontology annotation, biological process: intracellular cholesterol transport; cholesterol import; cholesterol transport involved in cholesterol storage. NCBI's taxonomy places the organism in Eukaryota, Metazoa, Chordata, Amphibia, Anura, Pelobatidae. The transcript is spliced from 6 exons. The record is from RefSeq and is a predicted model, not a curated record. Bases 445 to 1068 code for a protein of 207 amino acids. Gene Ontology annotation, molecular function: cholesterol transfer activity; cholesterol binding.
CCAGGGGCCACCAGAACAUCAUCAGGGGCAACCAGAACAUCUCCAGGGGCAACUACACCAUCAACAGGGGCAACUACAGCAUCACCAGGGGCAACCAGAGCAUCACCAGGGGCAACAGCACCAGGGGCAACCAGAACAUCACCAGGGGCAACUACAGCAUCACCAGGGGCAACCAGAACAUCACCAGGGGCAACUACAGCAUCACCAGGGGCAACCAGAGCAUCACUAGGGGCAACAGCACCAGGGGCAACCAGAACAUCACCAGGGGCAACUACAGCAUCACCAGGGGCAACCAGAACACCACCAGGGGCAACUACAGCAUCACCAGGGGCAACCAGAACAUCACCAGGGGCAACAGCACCAGAGCAUCACCAGGGGUAACAGCAACAUCACCAGGGGAUAAAGCAGUCCCAUAUUGCGGCCCCAGUGGUUACAGGACAAACCAUGGAAGAUCAGAUGGAAACAUCUACAAUGUCGACAACGUUGCAAAACACCCUGAUUCAAUAUCACUGCUUUCCAGAAGACGAGUGGCACUUAGCCAAGAAAACGAGUGAUGUAACAGUGUGGCGGAGACCCUCGGAGGAAUUUGGCGGUUCACUCUACAAAUGUGAAGGCGUAGUUAAAGAUGUUUAUAGCCGAAUUGUGGAUUACAUCCGCCCCGGACCUUACAGACUGCAGUGGGAUAGCUUAAUGACAGAGAUGGAUAUAAUCAAGGAGAUCGAUCAGCAUCGCUGUGUGAUGCGCUACACAACUGCCGGUCAACUUUUGAACAUCAUCUCUCCCAGGGAAUUUGUUGACUUUUCCUACACCACACCGUAUGAGGACGGACUUUUAACUUGCGGUGUUAGCACUGAACACGAAAUUGUUCGACCUAAUUGCGUCCGUGGAUUUAAUCACCCAUGUGGCUGGUUUUGUGUGCCUCUUCCGGACAAUCCUGAAAGCAGCUUGCUGACUGGCUACAUUCAGACAGAUCUACGAGGGAUGCUUCCUCAUAAGACUGUUGACCUUGCGAUGGCAGGUUCACUUGUUAAUUUUUAUACUGACCUCAGAAAGGCGCUUAAAGAGUGACUCUUCUUUCAGAGUCACCAUUAUAUGGGACAAACAAUACAUUUUAGCUGUACUUUACUAGCCAUGGAAAUACGUAUCCAAAUACAUCUAAUGGGCUAUGACCCAAGGUUUCUUGUUUUUUUCAGUGAAAAAAAUCUUUUUAAUGCCAUGUUUAUCCUUAUUAGAUUGUAUGAAGAAGAAAAAAGCUAAUAUUUUUACUAGUUAACAUGGAAGUAGAUUAGACGUCUGAAAGAGCUUUACUAAUCUAGUGGUUCACAGCCUGGUCCUUGUAGCACACCAGUGGUCCAGGUUUGGUCAGUAUCCCUACAGAAAAAAAUAUUGGGAAAUGCCUACAUCCUAAACUGUUGGUGCGCUAUAAGGAAUGCGUUGGGAAACAUUGCACUAGACCAUUGAAAUCAGACUCAUUUGUUGCCUAAGCCUUAGUUAUUAGGUUAUUUGGUUCUGUCGAUAUUUUAGGUUUAAAGGAACGUUAUAGUGUUAGGAAUGAAAUCUGUAUUCCUAACACUAUAGUGGCACUGUCCCUAGGUAGAUACAGCUCCUCGUCUUGUACAAUAAGUAUUACUUACCUUUUUCCAGCACUGAGGCUUCCUCGGUGCUACUCACCUCUCCACCUCCUGUGACAUGUCUUCAUGGAAGCAUCACGCGGAAGCCAAUGGUCCAAUCCAAUGCUUGCCAUAGAGGAGCACAAGGGAUGUGAUGCGCAUUCACAGUGAGUUCAGCACAUGCAUCCAAGCUCCCACAUAGGAAAGCAUUGUGCUCAUUGCUUUUCUAUGGGCUUCCAUGAGCAAGUUUUACGAAGACAGUCACCAGAGGUAGAUUGUUUUACAUUGCAGGGUUAACGACAGGGACUCGGCACCCAGACCAUUUUACUGAGAUGUAGCGGUCUGGGUACGUUUAGUGCCCCUUUAACAUAAUAAGGGAUAUAUUAAUUAUAUUAUGG